GAGGAGGAGGAGGGAUAGAGGACGGAGCAGUUUAGGGAGGACAGGCGCGUUGCUCCCCGUAUGGUGGUGAUUUCAUGUGGAAGAAGAAGAAAGCGACUGAGAAAGCAGCGAGGUCGUCACUCUGAAACGGAUUUUAUUUAUUGUGCACCCGCAAAAUGUGUACCCCGUGUUGUAUCUCGCAGCUGGCCUGCUGCUGCGGCUCAGCAGCCUGCUCGUGCUGCUGUAACUGCUGCCCCAAGAUCAAACAGUCCACAGGGACCCGAGUGAUGUAUGCCCUCUACUUCCUGCUGGUCACCAUCAUCUGUGUCAUCAUGAUGUCCCCAACUGUGGAGCAGGAGUUGAGAGACCAUAUCCCCUUCUACAGUGAUCUGUGUGAGAAGAUGAAUGCAGGGAAGAACUGCAAAACUCUGGUUGGCUACUCUGCCGUCUACAAGGUGUGCUUUGGCAUGUCCUGCUUCUUCUUAUUUUUCUCUAUCUUCACCAUACGAGUCAACAACAGCACAGGCUGGAGGGCGGCAGUGCAUAACGGGUUCUGGUUGCUGAAGUUUAUCGCGCUGGUGGCGUGCUGCGCUGGAGGCUUCUUCCUUCCCGAAGAGGAAACCUUUCUGGAAGUGUGGCGCUACGUAGGAGCUGCUUGCGGGUUCAUUUUCCUGCUGAUCCAGCUCAUGCUGUUGGUGGAGUUUGCACACAGAUGGAACACAAACUGGAGUUCAGGAGUAAAGUAUAAUCGUCUGUGGUACGCAGCUUUGGCCCUUGUGACUCUGGUGCUGUUCAGUGCUGCGGUAGGAGCUGUAGUCCUCAUGGGUCUGUUCUACACCGACCCUGAGGCCUGUUUGCUUAACAAGAUCUUCCUGGGCAUCAACGGCAGCCUGUGCCUCAUCGUCUCCCUGUUGGCCAUCUCCCCAUGCAUACAGAAAUUGCAGCCCACAUCAGGCCUGCUGCAGCCAGGAGUCAUCAGUGUGUAUGUUAUGUACCUCACCUUCUCAGCUUUCUCCAGCAAACCAAAAGAGAUGGUGGAGAGAGAUGGCGUGAACACAACCGUGUGUGUGUUUCCCUUGAACUCUGGGACGGAGAGCGACAAGAAAAUUGUCACCGCUGUGGGAACCGUUAUCCUGUUUGGCUGCGUCCUUUACUCUUGCUUGACAUCCACCACCAGGCGAAGCUCUGCAGCACUCAGAGUGUGCAGGAACAGUGAGCCAGAGACGGAGAGAGCUCGCUGCUGUUUCUGUUUUGGAGAUGACACAGAUGACUAUGAUGAGGAGAAGACUGGUUCAGGCCAGAAUGUGGUGUAUGAUGAGAGAGAGGGAACCAUCUACAGCUACGCCUACUUUCAUUUUGUCUUCUUCCUGGGAUCCCUCUAUGUCAUGAUGACAGUCACCAACUGGUUCCAUUAUGACAACCACAAGAUUGAGAAACUGUUGGAGGGGAGCUGGUCAGUGUUCUGGAUCAAGAUGGCCUCCUGCUGGGUCUGUCUCAUCCUCUACAUGUGGACCCUCAUCGCUCCCAUGGUGUGCCCGAAGCGCUUUGAGGCCUAGGGCCCACAUCACUGCGCUACAGUCAGGGUACUCUGAUUCUUGGGAUGUGGCCAAGUAGAUGCUCUCACCCUGAGCCAAGGGACCACCACAACCCCCAUUUACCUUGAAAUACAACCCUACACUACCCUCAGCAUUCAAAAUGGAGGAUUAUCUGUUGCCUUUUGUUUUAUAUGUUAGUGUUUCUUUUACUUUGUUUUUACAAUGUUAAGCUGUUAAUACCUUGAUGGUAAUUUUGUCAUCUUUUACUUACUUCUGGAGUUUUAUAUUACUUACAGGUUUGUAAUUACAUAAAGAAUCAUGGGACUUGAGCUAUGUUGUGAAACAUGUGAAGCAUCCACCUCCUUUAGGUUCCUUGAUCAUUUCAGAUUUGAGUGUGUUUUGUAAGAAUUUCCUGUGUGUGUCAGUUUUUUUGGAUUUUCACUUUUUCUCUCAGCCAGGCAUUUUAGUUCUGUACAGUUGGACCAUAAAGUUGUAGCAAAGUUUAGGGACAAAUGUAUUUCAGGUCAGAUGUUACAACAGAAAUUGUAUUUAUUUAAGUACGUCUUAAGUAAUCACAAAUCAUUUGGGAAGGAAUGCAGUGUAAAUGUAGUUAAAUUUGUCCCUGACUUUGUUCAAAAACUCAUCUCUCAGGCUCAAAUGUAAGCUGUAAAUGUUUUUGCUUUGUUGUGUUGCGCCCUUUUGUAGAAGUUUUCUAUGCAACAGAACAAGCUCUUUUCAAUAUUAUAGACACCCAGUGUUGUGAAGUUUCCACUUAGAUCACAAGGAUAAUGUUUCAGAUUUUAUUAAUGUCAGUGCUCCCUUUGAGCCAGAUCUUUUCUUAGGAAAAUCGAUGUCAUUUGUACAACAUUUCCAGUCAUCAUCGUUGUGGCACAGGGCAGUGUUCUUCAAAUCAACCUGCCUCAUGCAACUGUGACACUAGUGGAGUGCCACCUCUCUGGAAGAGCUGCAGUGACAUAGAUGGGGAAUGUUUGCCAAAGGUAGAUGUCAGAAAACAACAAAAUACUCUUAUCAGAUUGUUUGGUCAGUUACAGAGAAAAAUAUAACUGAGAACAUUAUGUAUUUGCAUGCACAGACACUUAAAUCAGCUGUUUUCUGUACAGUUAUUAAGGCGUUUUGCCUUGUCUUUGUUACAUGUUUCAGCUCAUAAUGGUGUUCAGAAUAAGGUAGCAUGAAUGCUUUUAUUAGUGAGUUAUUCAACACUGGAUGUUGAGUUUACUGCCGAAUUAAAAUCCACACAAAGACCUUCACUUGUUUGUUACCUGUGUAACAGAUUUUUUUCUUUGUGUAAAAUUACAUUAUAUUGCACAUUGUCAACUGCAAGUUGUUUAUUUUUCUCAUUCAUCAUCAAUAAAUCAGUGUGUUCGUC
This is a messenger RNA of Chelmon rostratus (copperband butterflyfish), 2901 nucleotides long. It is a transcript of the gene serinc5, whose product is annotated as serine incorporator 5. The transcript has 12 exons. The coding region runs from base 156 to 1535 and encodes 459 amino acids. Lineage: Eukaryota; Metazoa; Chordata; Actinopteri; Chaetodontiformes; Chaetodontidae. The record is from RefSeq and is a predicted model, not a curated record. Gene Ontology annotation, cellular component: membrane.